Messenger RNA from Peniophora sp. CBMAI 1063, 456 nucleotides. The record is from the annotation of a GenBank genome assembly. NCBI's taxonomy places the organism in Eukaryota, Fungi, Basidiomycota, Agaricomycetes, Russulales, Peniophoraceae.
AUGCUCUCUCUCACACUGCCACUGCCUUCAUCUCCAACCAGUCCGACAGCGAGUGCGUCAGACACAUCGCCCAUACGAUCGAAGCACCGCCACGGCGCCAAUGGACCAACUUGUCCCGCCGACUAUGAGAGCUUGCGUAUGAAGAAGAAGCACUACGCCAAGACGUUCCGUGAUAACGAGAAGCAUUACUUCGAAGAGCUUCGCCGCCGAUUGUUCCCCACCGACCCAAAUGUGCGCCGCGCUGAGUGUCUGGAGCGCGCCGUUGCCGCUUUGGACGAGCUGGAGGCGUACAGGGCGCGCGGAGAUCAGCGGGAUGCGGCAAUUGAGGGGUUGAGGCAGGAGUUGGCGCGUGCGAAGCAGCAUACGCGCGAGCUUGAGCAGGUUAUUGCUCAGCCGCAGACUGGGCUGGAGUUGGACACGUCGCAGGCGUUCAGCUCUCGUUACGACUGGUUAUAA